Eurytemora carolleeae is the source of this 1015-nucleotide messenger RNA. RefSeq names its product FMRFamide receptor. The record is from RefSeq and is a predicted model, not a curated record. Gene Ontology annotation, biological process: G protein-coupled receptor signaling pathway. Lineage: Eukaryota; Metazoa; Arthropoda; Copepoda; Calanoida; Temoridae. Gene Ontology annotation, molecular function: G protein-coupled receptor activity. Gene Ontology annotation, cellular component: membrane. Bases 111 to 983 code for a protein of 290 amino acids. The transcript has 13 exons.
AUAAUCUCUACGAGGAUUUCUCUUCUAGCUUGAGUGUUCUGACUAUAGUGGCAGGUCUUCCUGGUCUUACAGCAAAUAUCUUCACAAUUGCAGUUUUACUCAGGAAAGAGAUGAACAACUGUUUUAAUCAUAUCUUGAUUGCAGUCAAUAUCUGUGACAGUCUUCACAUCAUCUUCGCAAUCUGUGAUUCGGUUCGAAAUAGUUUCGACAGUUUGUACCCGCAGCUCUUCUUGGUACUUUUCCCGUACAUACACUACCCACUGUACAGAAUAUCUCUGUGUGCAUCUAUCUACCUGAUAAUUGGAGUUGCUAUAGAACGUUAUCUGGCAGUGUGCAGACCCCACCACUACAGAGAGGUUCAGACUCAGGGCAGUAGAGCAUUCCUUUAUAUUCUACCAAGUAUUCUUUUAGCUCUCCUGGUCAACACUUCAAGAUUCCUUGAAACCGAAUCUGCCAGCGUCUGCAUUGAUUUCACUCAGUGUGGAUGUAACUCUGAUCAUUUAUCAUCUAAACGGAUACGCGUUUACGUCAAACCUACAAAACUUCGGCUGAACAGGGAAUACAUAAUCUACUACGGAACUUGGGGCUGGGUUGUUCUGACAGGUUUAAUUCCCUUCUUGGUUCUGGUAGUUCUAAACACCCAGAUCUAUGUUGCUCUCAAGGAUCUCAAGAAGAGGAUUAAUCAGAGCACUGGGAACAGAGGAGUAUCCCCAACUGACAGACUCGCUCAGCCUGCUAAUCCUCUGGCUGAGGCUUUGAGGGAAAGGCGGGCUGUUCAACAGAGUAAGGAGUGCAAUCUAGCAAUUGUGCUCUUAGCAACCGUUCUCAUGUUCAUUGUUUGUCAUCUACCCAGGUAUUCAUUGUUCUCUAAGCAACAGUUCUCAUGUUCAUUGUUUGUCAUCUACCCAGGUAUUCAUUGUUCUCUAAUCAACAGUUCUCGUGUUUAUUGUUUGUCAUCUACCCAGGUAUUCAUUGUUCUCUAAGCAACAGUUCUCAUGUUCAUUGUUUGUCAUCU